CUCCAAUCAAUGGGGUAUGGAUACCCUGCAUACGAGCCCAAACCAGCGGAGUAUGAUCGCGUGCAUAUAGGAGAUGUUGGCAUUACCCACAGAGAUGGAUAUUUCAUACGGGUCUUCAACUGCUUCGCACAAGCUGAUCAUGGGAUCAAUGAUCAAUACGGUGUCCCUGAGAACUUCGAGCCAUUG
Molecule: messenger RNA, 186 nt
Organism: Fomitiporia mediterranea MF3/22
Lineage: Eukaryota; Fungi; Basidiomycota; Agaricomycetes; Hymenochaetales; Hymenochaetaceae
Exons: 1
Source: RefSeq, a predicted model, not a curated record